Plasmodium relictum is the source of this 1368-nucleotide messenger RNA. RefSeq names its product conserved Plasmodium membrane protein, unknown function. The record is from RefSeq and is a predicted model, not a curated record. The coding region runs from base 1 to 1368 and encodes 455 amino acids. The transcript has a single exon. NCBI's taxonomy places the organism in Eukaryota, Apicomplexa, Aconoidasida, Haemosporida, Plasmodiidae.
AUGAGUAUAAUAAAUGAGGAGGUUAAAAAAAAAACUAUAUGGGCUAGUAAUGACAUGAAUAUAAAUGAAGAAAAUGUAAAUUUGAUAUGUAAUAAUGAAGAAGACAGUUUACUAAAAAACGAAUUUAAAGAUAAUAUUCAUAUUAAUGAGUAUUCUAGAAGAAACAAUGUGAAUAUGUAUUAUGAUAAUGAAGAAAUAAAUUAUAAAUACGAAAUGAAUGACAAUCACUAUAAUAAAAACUUAAAUAGUCCCAAUAUAAAUGAUAUAAAAAAAGGAUAUGACUAUAGUACUCAUUUAACUGACACAAGUAACUCUAUUAAUUUUAGUGAUAUUAAUUUAACUAAUAAAUUUAAUAAUUUAAACUCCCAAAAUAAUGCUCACAAGGGUGAAUUUUUUGAAAAACAAUUUAAUUUAAAUGAUGAAGAAAAUAAUUAUGAAAAUCAUAUAGGUGGUAAAAUGAAUAUAAUUAAUUCAAAUCAAAAUACUAGUGAUAAGGAAAACUCUUUCGAAUUAUUUCCUUUUUUUAAAAGUUUAUAUAAUAUUAGAACAAAAUUGUUAUGUUAUUAUGAUAUAGAUAAUAAUGUAAUUAUAUAUAGAUGCAUGUGUGCCAUAUUACCUUAUUUAAAUGUAGAAAAAACAUACGAUGCAGUUAAUAAUUUUAAUGAUAUAGAAAAAAAUGCAAAUGAAACAGACUAUCAAAAAAAUAUUGAUAAAACAAUUAAUGAAAAUGAAAAUAAAAGAGAAAUUAGUAAUGUUAAUGAUGCUUUUGAUUAUUAUGAUAAUAAAUUGUGUAUUGAGAGAAAUCCAGAUAUUUAUGCUUUCAUUUGGUUAAAUUUGCUUGUAUGUUUUGUUGUUUUUUUUCUUUUUAAUAUAAAAAAUAUAUUUUUUAAUGAAAUAGAGUUAACUGAAAUGGAAAAUAAUAUUAAAAGAAGAAAUUACAUUGAAGGUAAUAAAUUAAAUAUUCUGUAUGAUAUAUUAUUAUUCAUUUAUUUAUUUAAUAUCUUUAUUCCAAUACUAAUAUAUAUAAUUAUAUAUUUAAUGACUAAAAAUAAUUGCCCCUUUAAAUUAUUAUUUCUUAUUUCAUUAAUGAGUUAUAAUAAUAUAAUUUUAUUCCCUGUUCUUUUUAUAUAUAAAAUUACAAAUAUUGAAACAAAUAUAACUUUUCUACAUUUUCUAUGUAAGACUAUACAUUUGUUGGUAUUUCUUUUUUAUAUUUGUACAACUAUUUUUUAUAUUUAUAAAUUUACUAAUAAAAUUUUUAAAAAUCAUUUUGAGGAUAAUUUAAUUUACGUUCUUUAUGCAACUUUUAUAAUAUCAUACAUAUCUUUUUACUUAUUAUUAAAAAGUUAUAUAUUCAAUUAUUUAUAA